CCUCUCCAUCAUGCCACCCCGACGUGCAAAGCGCGCUAAAGUGGAGUCUGUGGUCGAUGCGACACCCUCGUCGAGAGAUGUCGUCUCCCUGCCCACUCGCACAUCAAGCGCGUCAGAGCUUCCCGUGGAACUCUUUAUGGAAAUAUUAUCAUACUUUCCUCGCGCGCCGGUUGGGGUUCCUCGCUAUGGGGUAUAUAUUGACAGCACCCCACCCGCUUCCUCUCUUGAGCGCACCGACCUCCUCAGAGCUCUCUCCCAGACGUGCCGACGGUGGAGAUUGAUUUUUCUACCUCUGCUUUGGGAGUGCCUCGAGGUCUGCACCACCAGAUUCCAGAAACCCGCGUGGUAUCUUUGGCUCGCCAGGUCAUUGGAGAGGAAAAGCAAAGGCCUCACUUCAAGCCCUCAACACGCAUGCGUAAGAGUCAAACUUUCACGUUGCUCAACGGCAACAGUCCUGCCUGCCUUUGUUAGUUGUCUUGGGGCGCUGCCCAACCUACACACGCUGUCGAUCAUUUUCGCACAUACCAAGAUGACCAGUAGCCUCAAAUCGGCUUUCGAAGGCCGAACGUUUCCGAGUGUGCGAACGGCGGUUGUCCCAAACCAUGCUCACAAUGUUUUGAGAAGCUGUCCAGAAGUGCGAAGGGUAAUUUGUAACUAUGGUGAUGGAAGCACGCUUGUGAGCGCGAUAGGUAAGGAAUGCAAAAGGGUUGAAGUCAUCGAGGGCUUUCAGCCAGACGAAAAGAUGAUGAAACGAAUCGUGAAGGCUGCGCCUAACCUUCGGACCGCCAGGUUCUCUCGCUCUAUUACUCCUGCGGCUCUUCUUCUGUUAUCUUCUUUGAAAAACCUGGUAAACAUUGAGCUUCAUACUGAUGUCCAGAGUGAGGCAGCCAUUGGGAAUGAUGCCCGCUUGGUAGAUUGCAUAAAAAUAGCGAAAGGAAUGCUUCGAAAACGCGAGGGGACGAAGUCAUUGAUAGUGAGCCAUUUUGCUUAUAUUUGCGCCUCGUUGGGCGGCUGGAGCAAGAACAUUGAGCUCGAUUAGUUAAUUUUUUCGAUACAAGCGGCAGACUUCAUGGACAACCUGACAUUGACAUCUUGUUA
Molecule: messenger RNA, 1098 nt
Organism: Laccaria bicolor S238N-H82
Lineage: Eukaryota; Fungi; Basidiomycota; Agaricomycetes; Agaricales; Hydnangiaceae
Exons: 4
Coding region: 11-1039 (342 amino acids)
Source: RefSeq, a predicted model, not a curated record